AUGGUUGUGGAGGAUUUACAUUUUGACGUUGAUGAAUGGUCAUUGCAAGAGAUUGUCAGUCAGCUAAAGCAACUAGGGUAUAAGGGUUUCGCCAGGGUAUGGUACAAGGAACCUGGGAUAGAUUUGAAGUUAGAUCUUAGAGAGAUGAAGUCCGAUGGGGAUGCGAUGAGAAUGGCUAGGUCACUGAUGUCAAGUUCCUGCAAACAUUGCGAGGUAUAUGUUGUCGAUGGAGCCAGAGAAAGUAACGGAAUUGAAAUCACUUCAAGUGAUGCUGAUUAUGUGCCAGAGGAAGGUGAAGACAGUGGCACUGGGUUGAUAGAGGUUGAAGUGGAUGCUGAGUCAGAGCCUUCUACUGAAGAAGAGGUAUUUGACGAUAAUGCUGAUGAUGGUGACCAUGAGGAUCACUUUGGGUUUGAGGUGGAGGAUAAUGAUCCAAAAUCAAAUGUAUUUGGGGAAUUUACUGGCCCACUAAAUGAUGAGGGAACUGCAGCAGCUAGAACAACUGGAGGUGAUGAAGGUUUAAGGGAGGGUGAUGAGCAAGUUGGGGGCAUAUCUGAUGAAUAUGAGACUGAUGAUAUAGACAGUUAUGAGGGAGACUCUGAUGAUAUGAUAAAAAAGAGGAGGUUUUCUAAAUACAAUAAGGCAGAGAUGAACAGAGAGUAUGAAUUUCAAGUGGGGCUGGAAUUUAAAUCACUUAGUCAAUUCAAAGAGGCUGUUAAGGAGCAUGCCCUAUUGAAUGGUAGGGACAUUAGGUUUCGAAAAAAUGAUAAAGUGAGGUGUAGAGUUGUUUGCAAAGGAAGAAAGGGAAAGUGCAAGUGGAUUUGUUUUGCAAGUAAGGUUGGGGGUUCUGACUGUUUCAGGAUCAAUACUUUGAAUGGAAAGCAUACAUGUGGAAAGAACUAUAGCGGAAGACUUGCAUCAAGUAGUUGGAUCUCAAAGAAGAUUGCCAACAACAUCAGUAGAGGCGAGGAGAUGAAGCUUGCGAAAGUUAUUCAGACUAUCCAAGACAAAUACAUGGCCAAUAUCAGUGUUGGUAAGGUUUACUGGGCAAGGAGGAAGGCAAGAGAAGAGGUACAUAGGCAGCCAAUCCAACAGUAUGCUAAGCUAAGGGAUUAUUGUGCAGAGAUACUUAGGGCAAAUCCAAGAUUUAGUCUGAGCAUAUUGGUUGAUAGGCCUUCUCUUACGCACCAGCCCCGAUUUAUGAGAAUGUACAUGUGCCUUGAUGUAGUCAAGAAAGGCUUUUAG
Messenger RNA from Arachis ipaensis, 1245 nucleotides. RefSeq lists its product as uncharacterized. The record is from RefSeq and is a predicted model, not a curated record. NCBI's taxonomy places the organism in Eukaryota, Viridiplantae, Streptophyta, Magnoliopsida, Fabales, Fabaceae.